CUGCUGCUGCUGCUGCUGCUGCUGCUGGUGCUGGUGCUGCUGCUGCUGGUGGUGUUGGUGGUGCUGCUGCUGGUGCUGCUGCUGCUGCUGCUAGCGGUGAUGGUAAGGCGGUGGUGGUAUCGGUAUUGGUAGUGGUGGUGGAUGCCCCUCAGUGUCCGGCGCGCCUCCGACAAGCGUGCCUCGGUCGUUAUAGGGAUCCUUUGGCGUUUCGUCGUUAUCGUGGAUGAUACCGGCGAGCAAAGCAAAAGAGAGGAAAGAAAGGGAACGAGAAGUAAGAGAAUACGAGAAAAGUAAAGGCCGAUCGCUGCAGUUUGUCGAUUAGUUAAAAAGAAUUUUCGUUGAUUCUCGCUGAAACGCGACCACCUUGCCUCGAAUUUUCAAUCUGAUUGCAUAGAUCGAAAAGGAUGUGCGCGAGGAAUUUGACAAUUUCAAAAGGACACGUCUGGAGCACGCUUCGGUCAGAAUCGCAGCCGAUUUUCCACGGACAAUAAAGAGACAUUAGGCAAGUGAAAGAGACAGGAGAAGACAACGGGUAGAUCGCAAAGGACUCGAUCCGGAGAACCGUUCGUCGAUCAUCGAAAGGCUUUCUAUUUGAAAAUCGGCUCAAAUGCCGCUCGUUGUACGUGCUGUCGCUUCAAGCCUUUAAAUGGUGCAUCAUUCCGAGGACCUUAGCCGUAGUGAAACCUUAGGUACGCAUAGAAAGUGUCCGAGAAAGUCUAGAAGACCUUAGUGGGCGAUUUUGAAAAUUGACCGUCCGUUAGAAGAAUAUACGAUCGUAUCGUCGUAUCGAGGGAUUCGGGUCAACGAUUUCGUGCCCCAUGUAACAAUCAGUCGAGUAGUCGAAUAGUUGAAAUCGGUCGUUGGAGAAUCGGAAGAAAGGGAAGAAGAGAAAAAUUAAGGUAGGGCUGUUGUAACACGCUAGUGAAGAUAAAAAAUAACUACACGUGUAAAAGAGUAAAAAGAAGAUCCAGAAGAGGCUAGAGGAAAGGUCACGAGGUAGUAGAAGAAGAGGAAGAAAAAGAAGAAGAAGAAGAAGAAGAAGAAGAAGAAGGAGAAAAAAGGAAAAAGAGGAAAAGCAAGGGGACGAAAAAUUAAAAAAAAAGAUAUUUAAUUAGAGGCGCGUACCCGUGGACGUGCAAUCGGUGGAAACGAAAGCGCGAAUGGCCGAAAACGCGAGCAGGGUGUACCCGGUUACGGCGGUCCAUCUUGCGGGUGAGAUCGAUCCUGAAACAGCGGCACCGGGUAGUUGGUAAUGGGGGGUUUAGGCGAGAAUGCCUUUUCCCUGUCGCCGUCGUCGUCGUCGUCGUCGUCAUCGCCAUCGUCGUCGUCACCGUCCCACUCGAAUUUUACCUUCUCAACAGGUUCCUGUCGUGGUCGUCACGCCCUCUUAUCUCUGUAUCGUUGCUCGGAAACGAGGAUUACUCCUCCUUGUACGGACACUGAGCAUUUCGUUUAUUCGGAUCGUAAUAGUAACAGUAUCGCGAUCGGUUUGGCGGUCGGCACCGUUUCUCAUCCGACUCGUAGUACCGAUAGGAUUAGAAGCGAACGUGACCAAAUCGGUGGUGGUGAUCGCCGAUCGAGAAAGUCGAAAGAUACCUUGCUCGAACCGGAAGCGGAUCGAGAAGGAGAGAGAAGAAAGAUCAGAGGAAGGAGGAGGUGGUGGUGGGGGUGGAGGAGGUGACUCGCCGCCGAAAUGCACCAGGUGUCGUACAGAUCAGGACUCAAUUCGAAUGCAGGUCGAAACGAGAGGUUCUGGAAGAAGAUCGAGUGCCGGGAUCGGCGUUGCCGUGCUCAUCAGCAUGCUGCCGCUGGCAAAGACGCUGCUACCGCCACAACGUACGAUCCAUCGAUCGCUUCGAGUCGAUCGUGCCGAGAUCAACGAUCUCACCUACCCCCCUCUCGCAUUUUAUUCAGAUACAGAGGAUCCUUGCCACCUUCGAACGUCUUUCUUAUAGGGUUGGCGCUCUGGUGUUUAACAUUUUCGCCCGUACAACCGCGACAGAAUCAUCAUCAAACAUGUCCAGGUUGUCCGCAUCAGCAACACCAGCAACACCACCAACAGCACAGAGAACAUCAACAGGAACAAGACCAACAACAACAUAUACACGAGACGCACUAUAGGGGCGGUGGUUCCGAAAGGAAGGACACCGUUACGCCUACUCCGGACGACCUAAGGUUGGAGGCUAUCAAACACCAGAUACUCACUAAACUCGGCCUUAGGGCACGACCGGAUGUGAACAGAACUUUGGCCACCGUACCAAGGCACUUGGCUCUCGAAACUCUAUACAGAGCCGAGGCUCAGUCCUCUCGUUAUCCAUCUUCCGAUAGAUCGAGGAACGAUCGCGAGAACGUGUACUCCGCAGAGUUCCUUUACGGUGCCGACGAAUACUCCUAUAGGAAUCUCGAUCAACGAGUCGACAGCUCUACGAAAGACAACAACGCGAGGAUCGCUUCUUCCUAUCGAGGCUAUGGCGAACACGAGGGCCAAGAACCGGAAGAGGAGAUGGACGAUUUCUACGCGAGAACCUCCGAGAUCAUCACGUUUGCCGAACCUGGACGUACGCUGAACGGACAGCCGUUAUUGGAAUUUCCAAUGUCCAGUGGAGAACCCGCGUUGGAGCCACUGAGGAUCAAAAGAGCAACCCUUUGGACCAGAGUGGAAUUCAGGCACGCCCACCAUUAUCAACAUCAUCGUCAGAGUCAAACGAACCAAAGAAAUAUUACUCUCUGGGUAUUUAGAGUACGCUGCGGCAACACGACGCACUUGCGUGGAAAGGAGCUAGGUCAAUACUUGGAGAUGGUCACGUCGCUGGGAGUAAACGUUGGACAACUGGGUUGGCUCAAGUUCGACGUCACCAAGGUUGUGAACAGUUGGUACACGACGAGUCGGGAUACCGCCAGAGAUAAAUUAACGUUGCUCGUCGACUGUACCGGAUGCGGUUCGCACGUCUACGUAUCGACCUUUGACGGACAUUCCCCGCACGUAAUCGAGUCAUCUUUAAACGCAAAAGGUACUCAAGAUCCGGAUAGGCCUUUCCUAGUCGUCCGCACGGAUCCCGCGGCUGUGAAACGUGUUAGAAGGCGAGCGAUCGAGUGCAGCGGUGCUAUAAAGGGUCAAUGCUGCAAGCAAAGGUUCUACGUAAACUUUUCUCAACUCGGCUGGGACGACUGGAUAAUCGCUCCUCAAGGGUACUACGCGAAUUACUGCAGGGGAGACUGCGCGGCCGGACACAGAACACCGGACACCUUCCUCAAUUACUACACCCAUGUGAUCGAGGAAUACCGAAAGAUGGAUCGACUGGCUGGCAUGCAGCCCUGCUGCGCUCCCCUCAAGUUCUCGCCGAUGUCGUUGAUCUACUACGGUCCUGACUCCAACAUCAUCAAGAGAGAUCUACCAAAGAUGGUAGUGGACGAAUGCGGCUGCCCUUAAACGUUCGUCUUCUACUCCAUACAUAGCUCCUUCUAUGCUCUCCCUUCGCGCUCCCUUUACGCUCCCUUUACGCUCCCUUUAUAAUCCCUCCGUGUAUGCUGUUCGUACGCAGCCUGUACGCGGACUCUAAGUCCAUUCGAAGAGGCUAGUGCGUCCACUGAAACGGCCUUUUCGAGAUUUUCAGCGAGGUACGGUAUACAUAUUUAUACGCGUCGGAUCUUCGUCCGGCGUUCCUUCGAUAUCGUCAAAUUUCAUAACGCUUUGGCCGCAGAAUUCGUGGCUGUUGAUCGCGACGAGGCCGUUUAGUAGGUCGUGGUCGUCACCAGCGUGUUACUUCAAUUUUCCAUUCGCUCUGUAUAUACGUAGUUCGUGGCGGAAUGUAACGAAGUUGUUCGUUGGAAAGCAAACUAGACGCGUUUCGACUUUGCUCGCGAUCCGACAGGCUUCUUACUUCUUAGAUAAACUGGCUCCGAUUGGAUGGUAAAUGGACGAUCGGAUCGCGCGUUCUCGCUCGUUGGUGGUUCGGUCGCGACACCCAACGAAUCGCCGGAUUCGCAAUCGCGAUCUGAAGGCGUUCAGGGUAGAACGGGGCAAAGAAGAAACGCGGAUUCAGCCGUUAACGUGAACGUUUUCUAAUAAAACUUGUAGCUAAAUUACUUGCUCGUUUAUUAAUAAGAGCUGGCUGAGAGUAAAUAGAAACGGACAUGAAGCGAGUGUGUGCGUGUGAGAGGAAGACCGAGAGCCAGAGCGCGUGAGGAAACGUGUGAAAGGAAGGAAACGUGAAAGUAACGCGAACGUAACUGGAUGAAAAAAAGAGUGGAAAUAGGAGCACGAAUAAAGGAGAAACGAAUAAAGGAAAGAACGGUCGGUUGGUUUUGACCGACAACCACCGUUCAACAAGAAUUACGUUCGUUUCGUUUCCACGCCACGUUAUUAAUGAUUGCUCGUGGCAAAGAGCACGGGAUUCAAAGGGAGUUUGGAGAGGAAAGAAGCUACGCGAAACGAACUUCUUGCUAGGAGCUUAGUCUUUUCGUACUAGUUGCGCGAUUAAGAGGAAAACGAAGGGAAAGGAACUAAUGAAAGUAAAAAUGAGUGAUUCCAAUUUUAGGGUUUAUGUAUUACGUAUGUAUAUUAUAUAUACAUACAGACACUCGAGGUGAUUUAACCGAGUAUAAAUAUUUAAAUACGAGCGUAAAGUUUAAGUGUAAACUAUAAAGAAAAAAAAGAAACUCAAUCUGAUUGCCUUGUUUUUUAUGCGAAACGUUUGAAAGUAUCGAAGAAAACGACUUAAAUUGAAAAAAAAAAGCAAAAAAUAUUAUAAAAUGCAUGCGUACAUGAUAGAUUUAUAUGUAUAUGUAUCUACAUGUGCAUAUAUGUAUAAAUGAAAUAUAGAUACAUACACACGAGGGACGAUAAUAGGAAAAAGAAAAAAAAAAGACGCAAAAUAUUCGAUGUAGCAGG
Molecule: messenger RNA, 4891 nt
Organism: Bombus terrestris (buff-tailed bumblebee)
Lineage: Eukaryota; Metazoa; Arthropoda; Insecta; Hymenoptera; Apidae
Gene: Actbeta
Product: inhibin beta chain
Exons: 5
Coding region: 1694-3430 (578 amino acids)
Biological process (GO): SMAD protein signal transduction
Cellular component (GO): extracellular region
Molecular function (GO): cytokine activity; growth factor activity
Source: RefSeq, a predicted model, not a curated record